AUGUCACCGAAGAAAGUAGCAAUAAUCGGCGCCGGCCCCUCAGGCCUAGUCACAGCCAAAACCCUCCUUCAUAAUUUCCCGUGUGGGACGUUCUCUCCAAUCAUCUUCGACAGCCAGAACAGAGUCGGAGGUCUGUGGUCAAGUCACCAUCAUUCUCCCAAUCAGGUCAAUAGCCCCCCGGUUACACUAGAUCCUCGAAUGCAGACAAAUCUCAGCCGCUUCACUGUUGCUUUUUCGGAUCUUGACUGGGAGUCGGUGAUUCCCGACGCGGAUGUUCCGGAUUUUCCUCAGGCGAGACAGGUUGGAGAGUACUUGGCCUGUUAUUCAGAGCGGUAUAUUCCAGCCCAUGUGCUCAGGCUAGGGUGUAAAGUAGUGAGAACUAUACGGAAGAUUGAGGAUGGAGGUGAUCCGAAGUGGAAUGUUAAGUGGGUUCAACAGAGUGCGGAGAAGACUCAGCCAGAAUAUGGAUUAUUUAACGCUGGAGUGUCUUCAGAAGAUUUCGACCUGAUUGUCAUCGCCUCCGGAUACUUUGCCCAGCAGUAUAUUCCAGAUAUACCAGGUCUACAGCAAUUCCAAGGCCAAAUCAUCCAUAGCUCUUCGCUUCAUUAUGAGCGAGAACAGCUGGUUUCUAAUGGAACCAAAGACGUGAAUGGCCAGAUUGUCGUCAUCGGCGGCAGCAUGUCAGGCGUCGAAUCCGCAUCUGCUGUGGCUCUCCGCCAAUCCUCAUCUACACUUUCUACAAACAGAAUCCCACAUACCCAAGAGACAAAAGUGCAUCAUAUACAUUCAAGACCCUUCUGGGCUUUACCGACUUAUCUACCCCACGAGUCUCCCGACGGAAGUCCAUCGUUUCUACCGUUGGACUUGGCCAUGUACGACCUAGGCCGCCGACCCCCAGGCCCAAUAGACUACGCUUUGGGCCCGAUCCCAGAAGAAAAAGCAGUCAAAACGAACAGUUACUUCCACUCCUUGCUUGGGAGUGACUACGAGAAAUACGCGCACAUGGAUUCACCACAUACCGCCGAAGAAUCCAGAACCCAGCCACCAUGGGUCGCCAUAGGCAAUGAGUACGCCGAGUUCGUCCGAUGUGGAGCGAUUCAGACCUCGAUGGGCCGGGUGACUUCUGUACAUUGUGAUCCGGACACUAAACAAGCUUCAGUUCAAUACGAAGGGCCCGACGGGACCACCAAGACAAUCGACAAUGUUGCGACGAUAGCCAUGGCCACCGGAUUCACGCCGUACAAGUCCCUGUCAUUGCUACCAGACGAAGUGUUGACGACACUUGAAUACUCCAAGACGGAUCCCUUCUCACCCUUGAUUCUCGACAAGGGAGGCACCGUUCGCUCUGAAAUCCCCGAUGUCGGCUUCGUCGGAUUCUACCGCGGCCCGUACUGGGGCGUGAUGGAGAUGCAAGCGCGUUUCCUUGGGAAACUAUGGAGUGAGGAGAACAACGGUGUGCUCUGUGAAACAGAGGACCAGAAGCAAAGCCUUCGCAGUCUCAGAUUAGCACACCCGGAUCUAGCCCGUGGUCAGUUCCCCAUGGGCGACUAUGUCGGAUUGAUGGAGUCGUUCGCCAAGGAUCUGGGUAUUAGUCGCUCGGCACUGGAAGCAGACGAUGGUCGGUCUGGACCUGCUGUUCCUGCGAGAUAUCUUUAUGGCGAUACCCCAAUGCCAAGUACAGAGAGCGAGGCGGAGAGGACACUGGAUGCUUUACGCGACGCUCUUGUCCCUGGCCAUGGGACAGCACAGAAGGCCGCAGCGUCAGCUAUAUUUCGGGCUCUACAUGGGACUUGGAAAUCUUCUGUGCAGACAGCAGGUGCUACUAGACGUGAAACAUCUUCUGGGACUAUAGUCUUUUACCCGCGGUACCCGACCAGCUCGGCGUAUGAUAGGGAGUAUGUCUGUGUGGAGACAGAUGUGGAUUCGAUCGGACGGGAACAGCCUACGCGAGAUAAUGUGCGGUUCAUCAUGCGAUUGGCAGAAGUAGGGGAUGAUAUUGCCACUUCUCGAAUUGAGAUCUGGUCCUCGGGUUUGGCGGAUAAGCUGUCAGUUGAUCAACUUGUCCAAGUUUGGGAGUUGACGCCGCUCUGCCGGGAGAGGAAAGAAGGGGAGUCUAUUCCUGGGGAGUAUGUGAUAUCCGCCAAGAGUGUUGAUUCGGGUUCUGGUGUCGACUAUUUGUAUACUUUUCAUUUCAAGGGGGUUUCCAUUUUGUCCUGGGAGUGCAUUGAGGUGGACAAUUUGGAAGAGAAGAGGGAGCUGACUUCCUACUGCUACGUGAGAAACUGA
Penicillium samsonianum is the source of this 2286-nucleotide messenger RNA. RefSeq lists its product as uncharacterized. The transcript is spliced from 3 exons. Bases 1 to 2286 code for a protein of 761 amino acids. Gene Ontology annotation, molecular function: flavin adenine dinucleotide binding; NADP binding; N,N-dimethylaniline monooxygenase activity. The record is from RefSeq and is a predicted model, not a curated record. Lineage: Eukaryota; Fungi; Ascomycota; Eurotiomycetes; Eurotiales; Aspergillaceae.